Messenger RNA from Cervus elaphus (red deer), 1875 nucleotides. RefSeq names its product kelch domain containing 4 (gene KLHDC4). Gene Ontology annotation, molecular function: protein binding. Bases 59 to 1801 code for a protein of 580 amino acids. NCBI's taxonomy places the organism in Eukaryota, Metazoa, Chordata, Mammalia, Artiodactyla, Cervidae. The transcript has 12 exons. The record is from RefSeq and is a predicted model, not a curated record.
GCGCCGCGCGCCGCUAGAGUCUCACAGGCAGUUCAGAAACCUCCUUGGACACGGCACGAUGGGCAAAAAGGGCAAGAAAGAGAAGAAGGGCCGUGGGGCGGAGAAGACGGCCGCUAAGAUGGAGAAGAAAGUGUCCAAGCGUUCGCGGAAGGAGGAGGAGGACCUGGAAGCCCUCAUAGCCCACUUCCAGACUCUUGAUGCCAGAAAGACUCAGGUCGUGGAGACACCCUGCUCGCCACCUUCCCCACGGUUAAAUGCCUCCCUCUCCACUCAUCCUGAGAAAGAUGAAUUAAUCCUUUUCGGAGGUGAAUAUUUCAAUGGCCAAAAAACUUUUCUAUAUAAUGAACUCUAUGUCUACAAUAUCCGGAAGGACAGCUGGACCAAAGUGGAGAUCCCCAACCCGCCUCCAAGGCGCUGUGCUCACCAGGCCGUGGUGGUGCCCCAGGGUGGUGGGCAGCUGUGGAUCUUCGGUGGGGAGUUUGCCUCUCCUGAUGGAGAGCAGUUUUACCACUACAAGGACCUCUGGGUGCUGCAUUUGGCCACCAAGACCUGGGAGCAAGUCAGGUCACCAGGUGGUCCUUCAGGCCGGAGUGGACAUCGGAUGGUGGCCUGGAAGAGACAGUUGAUCCUUUUUGGUGGCUUCCACGAGAGUACAAGAGAUUACAUCUAUUACAAUGAUGUGUAUGCCUUCAACCUGGACACUUUCACAUGGAGCAAGCUGUCCCCAUCCGGGACUGGGCCCACACCCCGGUCGGGCUGCCAGAUGACCGUCACCCCUCAGGGCGGCAUCAUCGUCUAUGGUGGCUACUCAAAACAGAGAGUCAGGAAGGAUGUGGACAGAGGCACCCAGCACUCUGACAUGUUCCUGCUGAAGGCUGAGGAGGGGAGAGAAGACAAGUGGUCAUGGACACGGAUUAACCCUUCUGGAGCCAAGCCCACGCCGAGAUCCGGAUUCUCGGUGGCUGUGGCCCCAAACCAUCAGACGCUGCUCUUCGGAGGGGUGUGUGAUGAGGAGGAGGAGGAGAGCCUGGAGGGGGACUUCCUCAACGACCUGCACUUCUACGACCCCGCCAGGAACCGCUGGUUUGCAGGGCAGCUGAAGGGGCCCAAGGCGGAGAAGAGGAGGCGCAGGCGGGGUAGAAAGGCGGAGCCCGGGGGCGCCGACAAGCAGGAAGUGAAGGGGCCCAGUGCCCAGGAGCCCCUGGAGGUAGUCAGGGAGGUGGUCUCAGAGGACGGGACCGUGGUCACCAUCAAACAGGUGCUAGCUGCCCCGGGGGCGGCGGGACAGCUGGAGUCGGAGGACGAUGACAGCCCCGAGGAGGCAGGUGUUGCCUCGGUGGAGCCCAGCCCCCGCUCCAACGCCAUGCUGGCCGUGAAGCACGGGCGCCUCUACCUCUAUGGCGGCAUGUUUGAGGCCGGCGACCGCCAGGUGACCCUCAGUGACCUCUACUGCCUGGACCUCCAUAAGAUGGAGGAGUGGACGGUCUUGGUAGAGAUGGACCCAGAAUCUCAGGAGUGGCUGGAGGAGACCGACUCGGACGAGGACAGCGAGGAGGCUGAGGGUGCCGAGGGCGGCGGGGAGGAGGCCGAGGAGGAGGAGGAGGAGGAGGACAGCGGCGAGGAGGGCGGGGAGGAGCACCCCUCAGUGGCACCGGGCGAGCUGUUCACAGACUACCUGCCCAGGACGGAGCAGCACUGGCUGAGGUGUGCGCGGGAUGACAUCGGGCCUGGCGCCCCAGAGAGGAGGGUGCUGCGGGCCGCGCAGGCCCUGGCCCAGGCCUUCUACGAUGGCUCGGCCUGAGCGCACUCCGGCCGGAAGGUGGACCGUGGGAGGCGCGGUCCCCUGCAGCUUAAAAUAAACUGAUCUGGCCCGAG